Myotis brandtii (Brandt's bat) is the source of this 474-nucleotide messenger RNA. RefSeq lists its product as uncharacterized. The transcript has a single exon. The annotation marks the transcript as partial. NCBI's taxonomy places the organism in Eukaryota, Metazoa, Chordata, Mammalia, Chiroptera, Vespertilionidae. The record is from RefSeq and is a predicted model, not a curated record.
GAUGGCUUUGCAGACAUCGCUACACUGGUGGAGGAUACUCACCUUCCAGUGGUCCUAAAUUCCUUGGAUGAACUUGAUCAAUUCAAAGGUCCCAAGGUGAUCCAAACCAAAGAUACCAGAGCCAUCAAUUUGAACAAGGUGCAGAAAACAAGUGUCAUUAAUGCUCCCUCUGAUCAAGACAGGAAGAAUAAACAUGAAGCCUCUGAGCUGAUCAGUGGUGCUCCCAUAGUCAAAAUCCAGCCUGAGAGCCCAGAUGGCAUGUUCGUGGGAGAAGUGGCUGUUUCCAAUGCUGCAGCCAGUGACAGAGCUCCUGAAAACAGGGCCAAGAAUUCUAACAAACCUCAGAAAGCUGCCCCCAGCAGGACCAGCAAAACCAAGAGCCAUGGGCAAGAAAAGGCCAAAAGAACCAGAGAAAACAACCCCAAGAAAACUGAAGAGAGUAAGCAGUCAGGGAACAAAGUCAAGGCAGAGGAG